Dromiciops gliroides (monito del monte) is the source of this 3036-nucleotide messenger RNA. RefSeq names its product p21 (RAC1) activated kinase 4 (gene PAK4). Bases 210 to 2054 code for a protein of 614 amino acids. Gene Ontology annotation, biological process: regulation of MAPK cascade; intracellular signal transduction; protein phosphorylation. NCBI's taxonomy places the organism in Eukaryota, Metazoa, Chordata, Mammalia, Microbiotheria, Microbiotheriidae. Gene Ontology annotation, cellular component: cytoplasm. The record is from RefSeq and is a predicted model, not a curated record. The transcript has 9 exons. Gene Ontology annotation, molecular function: protein serine/threonine kinase activity; ATP binding.
GUCAGCCAGCCAGAGCAGGGCUCGGAUGCUGACAUGCCAGGAGAGGGGAACUGGCUCCCUCUGGCCCAUGAGCCCCCCCCUGCCUGGGAUUGCUGCUCUCUGAAGCCCCCACUCAGAUCCAGCCUUGUCUGGACUGGAAAGAAGAAAGCUGGAGGAAGGGGGAGGCGGAGGCCCAGGAGCUAGGACGAGGUGACGACAGCCCACGCGCCAUGUUUGGGAAGAAGAAGAAGCGGCUGGAGAUCUCGGCCCCGUCCAACUUCGAGCACCGCGUGCACACAGGCUUUGACCAGGAGGAGCAGAAGUUCACGGGACUCCCCCGCCAGUGGCAGGGGCUCAUCGAGGAGUCCGCCCGGCGGCCCAAGCCCCUCGUCGACCCUGCCUGCAUCACCGCCAUCCAGCAUGGGGCCCACAAGACCAUCGUUCGGGGGAGCAAGGGCUCAAAGGAUGGCGCCCUCACGCUGCUGUUGGAUGAGUUUGAGAACAUGUCUGUGACCCGCUCCAACUCCCUUCGCCGGGAUAGCCCUCCCCCGCCCCUGCCUGGUCCUCUGGGCCCAUCCCAUGCCCCGCCCCAUCAAGAGAACGGGCUGACCGAAGCUGAGGGGACAGGGGACCGUGCUCGGGCCCAGGAGAAGGGUCACCUGGAGUCUGGAGGCAGGGCUCCCGCCGAGGGUCGGAGUCGAGCCGCUGGGCGCAGGGACCGUGGCGCCAGUGGCGAGGGAAGGCGGGAUGGGAUGGAGAAGAGGCCCAAGUCAUCAGGGGAGGGAGCUUCAGGCCAGCCAGGGAGCCCCCAGCCACCUCGGGACAAACGACCCCUGUCGGGGCCUGACGUCCGGACCCCACGGCCCCCGGGCCCAGGAGGUGGGACGAAGUCAUCGGCCAGGCCGUUUAACACAUACCCUCGAGUCGACUCAGACCACCCCCCGAGGGGCACAGAGCCCCAGGGAGAGCCCCGUAAUCCUGCCCCCAAUGGUCCCUCUGCAGGAGGCCUCCCUCCACACCCCUCCAAGCCGCUGCCUCGCACUGCGAGGGCCCCGGAGCCCACCCCUGCCCCGGGGACCCUGAGCCCACAUGCUUCAGAACCCCAGCUGGCCUCUCGCGUCCUCCCCCCGCCUUCGGCCCAGCCCGCUGUGCCCCCAUCAGGACCCCGCUCUCCCCAGAGGGAGCCCCAGAGGGUGUCCCACGAACAGUUCCGAGCUGCACUGCAGCUCGUGGUGGACCCGGGCGACCCCCGGUCUUACCUGGAGAACUUCAUCAAGAUUGGCGAGGGCUCCACGGGCAUCGUGUGCAUCGCCACGGUCCGCAGCAGUGGCAAACUGGUUGCUGUGAAGAAGAUGGACCUCCGGAAGCAGCAGCGUCGAGAGCUCCUCUUCAAUGAGGUGGUCAUCAUGCGGGAUUACCAGCACGAGAACGUGGUGGAGAUGUACAACAGCUACCUGGUUGGGGAUGAGCUCUGGGUGGUCAUGGAGUUCCUGGAAGGGGGAGCCCUCACGGACAUUGUCACCCACACCAGGAUGAACGAGGAGCAGAUUGCUGCCGUGUGCCUCGCCGUGCUGAAGGCCCUGUCUGUGCUCCAUGCCCAGGGCGUCAUCCACCGAGACAUCAAAAGUGACUCCAUCUUGCUGACCCACGACGGGCGGGUGAAGCUCUCUGACUUUGGCUUCUGCGCCCAGGUGAACAAGGAGGUGCCCAGGAGGAAAUCCUUAGUGGGCACCCCCUACUGGAUGGCUCCCGAGCUCAUCUCCCGCCUGCCCUAUGGGCCUGAGGUGGACAUAUGGUCCCUAGGAGUGAUGGUCAUUGAGAUGGUAGAUGGUGAGCCUCCGUACUUCAAUGAGCCGCCUUUGAAGGCCAUGAAGAUGAUCCGGGACAACCUGCCCCCUAAGCUGAAGAAUCUCCACAAGGUUUCCCCCUCCCUGAAGGGCUUCCUGGACCGUCUGUUGGUACGGGACCCGGCGCAGAGAGCCACGGCCAGUGAGCUGCUGAAGCAUCCUUUCCUGGGCAAGGCGGGCCCCCCAGCCAGCAUCGUCCCCCUCAUGCGCCAGAACCGCAUGAGAUGAGACUGGACCGCCCCGGCCCUUCCCCUGACCAAAGAAGCACCUCAAAGGCAGGUGCCCCCAGCCUGGGAGAUGGACUCCUCUCCCUCCCCCCACCCCGAGGCAGGGGCGAGGAUGGUGGGCUGACCCCAGCCUCCUCUCUCGUGGUCCCUUGCUGCCUCCUGCCAGCUGGGCCUCUUGACUGGAUGGAUAGGCCUGGGUCACUCCACGGCCCCUUGUGGACCCUUCUGGGGAACUCAACUACUGAGUUUCAGUUUUGAUUUUUUGAUGUUUUUAAUGAAUGACUUCAGAGCAAGGGCAGUGAGGGUCUCAUUCUGGAGCAGAGACCCCCCCCCCCCUUCUCCCCCCCAACCUCUGCCUCGACACUGGAAAUGUGCAGCCCAGGGGAGUGCUCCCCCUGGCCCAGGAGGACCCUGAGGCUCCUGGGAGCCAACACUACAGGAGAUGGCUGUUUGGGGUGGACAGCGUGUGGACCGAGGCACCACGCUUCCCAUCUCACAGCAGCGUCCUCCUGCGGCCUGUGCAUGUCUGCAGUGGAUGUUUGGACUUUGUGUCUCUGGAGUAUGUGUGUGUGUGUGCUUCUGUGUGUGUGUGUGUGGUGUGUGUGUGUGCACACAUGCGCAUGUGCGUGGCUGGCUGGCGUGGAGAAGGCAUGUUGACAUACAAAGUAUGUGAAAAGCUGUCUCCUUUUCCCCACUUGGAGCCAGCCAACAGGGGAGAUGCUUGGGGAUGCCUGGUGAAUUCGACUGUCUGUGCUGAUUUCUGAUGCCUGGGGGGGUUCCGGAGUCUCCCUCCUCUGGCCUCUGUUGAGAAUACUACUGUACUCCCUUGGGACCUUUUUUUAAAAAAGAGCUAUUUAUAUUGUCAUUUCAUAACACCCUAGGCCCUGGGCCCCAUAGCGGGGUCCUCAGGAGCCGGGGCCCUGAAUUUGGGCAGCCAUGCUGCACGCCUGGACCCCCAGUUAGUUUUACAAUUAAAACGUUCU